UGGAGGCGUCGGUGUGUCACAGUUUAUUGCUUUGUUGUCGAUCGACACGUCACCGCGUGUCGUAUAUUGUGUCAAUAGAAGCCGUUUCGUUCGUGCCGGUUACGUUUCCGUCUCGUGUUUGACAAGGACUUUUCAAGGAAACAGUUCGCUGAUUUAGAAUCAGAUUCGUCUAAACCAUCAUGGGAGUAUCAGAGCCUGGUUCCUCCAGCACUCCUGACCUGCCUCCCAUGGACUCCGAGCGUCCCGGGUCUGGCAGCGGGAUCGACGACGAAGACAUCCCUCGGAGGAAGCAGAGGAGGUACCGGACCACCUUCACGAGCUACCAGCUGGAUGAACUGGAGAAGGCUUUUGGGAGGACGCAUUACCCUGACGUGUUUACCAGAGAAGAGCUUGCCUUGAAAAUUGGACUCACCGAAGCUAGGAUUCAGGUGUGGUUCCAAAACCGCCGAGCCAAAUGGCGCAAGCAGGAAAAGGUGGGGCCUCACGCACACCCGUACAGCGGGUAUCUGAGCGGACAGCCGUUGCCGACGUCCGCCUCGCUGCCAGUGCCGCCACACCCUUUGUCGCAACUCGGCUUUGGGCUGAGGAAGCCUUUUGACAACGCUUUGACUUCCUUCAGGUACGCAAACAACCCACUAUUUGGAGCUCAGUACCUGCCUCCGCUAUCGCGUCCGCCUCUGUUCGGCGCGCCGCUCUACGCUACCUCUCCCGCCCACUUCCACUCACUCUUCGCCAACCUAACAGCACCUGAGCCACCUCGGCUCUCCCCCGAGCAGUCCACGAUGUCUCCCGAGCAUCCCCGAUUGUCGCCCGAGCACCCGCGACUGUCGCCCGAAGUGACCCGAUCGCCGUCGCUCUCACCACCUAUCUCACCUGGCAGCGAGAUGCCAGUGCCGACGGAAGAUGUUCGGAGUUCUAGCAUAGCGGCUCUACGAUUGGCUGCGCGGGAGCACGAGUUGAGACUAGAACUCCUAAGACAAAGGCCUGACUUAAUUUGCUAAGUACUACGUAGACAAUAUUCCGUGAAAUUGCUGUGUUAGUGACAAUUAUUAUUCUUGAUAAAUCACUUCAUAAUAUAACAAAUAUUUAACCGUUUUUUCUCCUAUUAAUGCAGCGUCAUAUGAAUUCAAGCGUGUCUUAACUAAUAUCAGUGUUCUGUUAUUUGUCAAUUAUCCAUAAUUCCCAAUAAAUCAGUUUCCAUUUU
Molecule: messenger RNA, 1204 nt
Organism: Ostrinia nubilalis (European corn borer)
Lineage: Eukaryota; Metazoa; Arthropoda; Insecta; Lepidoptera; Crambidae
Product: homeobox protein aristaless-like
Exons: 5
Coding region: 180-1001 (273 amino acids)
Biological process (GO): regulation of transcription by RNA polymerase II
Molecular function (GO): DNA-binding transcription factor activity, RNA polymerase II-specific; RNA polymerase II transcription regulatory region sequence-specific DNA binding
Source: RefSeq, a predicted model, not a curated record